AUGAGUCCUGCAAGAAUGGAACCCGAAGGCAUGACGUUGGCUAAACUUCAAAAGGGGGUGGCUCUGAUGCUCAAAAUCAAAGAACAAUGCCAAAGAUGGGGUUUCACUAAAGAGACGUUUGUCGGGAUUGUCGAAGGAGAAACAUCCUCCACCCCUGAAGAAGAUGGACGCGCUGCUAUCUUAAUGAAUGUGAUAGCACUGUCGUCUAGCCUUUGCGGGAUCAAACCUCAACAGACCUUAAGAGAUAUUAUUGGACUCGUCUACUGUGAGCGUAUUAAGAAGAUGAGGAAUAGUGCAGGGCACGAGUAUUCCAACAUUCCAGGGAAAAAUGGAGUUGAUUAUGAGGCUAUGUGGAGCUUUAUCGAUGAAGAUUUCCCCCUGAUUAUGGAGAAGCUUGAGGAGGCUAUCAAGGAAAGGGAACCUUCUAGUACUACCGCUGCCCUUUAG
Molecule: messenger RNA, 447 nt
Organism: Morchella sextelata
Lineage: Eukaryota; Fungi; Ascomycota; Pezizomycetes; Pezizales; Morchellaceae
Exons: 2
Coding region: 1-447 (148 amino acids)
Source: RefSeq, a predicted model, not a curated record